Messenger RNA from Protopolystoma xenopodis, 264 nucleotides. Lineage: Eukaryota; Metazoa; Platyhelminthes; Monogenea; Polystomatidea; Polystomatidae. The record is from the annotation of a GenBank genome assembly.
AUGAUCUUCUCAGUUGUCUUUGCUUCAUUCACGUAUUGUCUCGACGCUGGGAUCCGGACAGCCCACCGCCUAUUUAGCUUUGCACAUGGACUUAUUGUCUCGUCCUUGCCAGUACCAUCUACUGCUGAAUCAAGCGCUGCCUCAUCCACCAGCACAUCUAUUCGAGAUACCUCUAGGCAGCAACAUCCAGUCAUCCAGCAAACAAAUAGUCGUGCGAUUCGGCGCCAGGUAAAAUCUCUUAGUAUUUUUUUAUUUCUUGCUUGA